AUGCUGAGCCCAAAGGAUAGUGGGGCCGAGAUUGGGGAGCCCAACCCCCUGUUUGAUAAGGAGCAGCCAGGCAGUGUCAGAGCGGUGAUAGGGAAUCUUUCCGGUGAUGUCGCUGCUGCUCCAUCACCCCCUGUCGAGGAUCCCAAUGCCGGCCAGAAAAUGGGUCAUUUCAAGUAUGGCACAUCGUUUUCAGUGCCCAACACCAAAGAAACUGCAAAGGAUGAAGGAAACAACUCCAGCACACGCACAUCCGGAUUCAAGGCUUGGGUUUCCAAACAUCCCUUCAUGUUCGCUGGUCUGGCGGUUCUUGGUGUUCUCGGAUUAUUGGCAGUGAUUAUUGUGCCAUCAGUUUGCGGAACUAUUGGCUGUAAAAUUAAGAAGGACGGCGCCCACGAGGACCCCCCGGGCUCCCUGCGUGUCAUGGUGCGCUUCACCCAAGCUGAUGCUACGGUCAAGCAGCUGUUGCCAUUGUUGUCCAAAUACUUCAACUCCAGCAAAUUCAACUCCAGUGGAUUGGAGGUGCUCCAGUUCGACUCGCCAGAAAUGCUGAAACAAGUCAAGAAGUUGUUACAAGACAGGUACUCAGCAAUCCUGGACCUCCUUGUCGAUGACUUCGUCAUGAGAAUCUCACCCACCAUAAACGGCGGCACCAGACAAAACUCCACGUCGCCGCCAAGCACCGGCGAUCAGUCCUCCGGGACCACCCCAGGCGGCAACUCCACAGGCCGCCGACUGCAGGUCACCGACAAGUAUCCGUACGACGACACGGUUUCGGAUCCUUUGGAGACACAGAUGUGGCAUUUGGAGGCAGUCAGUGCGGCACAGGCCUGGGCCGUUACGCGCGGUGUGAAGGAGGUCAUUGUCGCGGUCAUGGACACGGGUAUUGACAUUGACCACACUGACCUCAACGAGAGCAUCUGGCGGAAUGUUAAGGAGAUCCCCAACAAUGGAAUCGAUGACGAUGGCAACGGUUAUAUCGACGAUUACAUGGGCUAUGACUUCGCCGGCCCCUGCAGCGUCGACUGGCGCUCGAGCAUUCCCCCCCCUGCUCCGCCGUUACCAUCGCCGCCUCCCGUGCCGCGGCCGCCUAGCCCACGGCCACCGCCACGCCGCCUGCGGUCUCUGUUGCAGAGCCGCUCCCAGCCUCUCCGACCUCCUCCCACGCGGCCGUUGCCCAGCCCUCCCAGCCCGGCGCCGUCACCGCCUGUCCCGGUGGACCGCAUCAACCAGCAAGGCCGGUGCGGAGCAGAUGCUAACCCGCGCCCUGACGCCAGCGACACGGGACAUGGCACCCAUGUGGCGGGCCUGGUGGCUGCAGUACGUGGCAACGGCCAGGGCGGUUCGGGCCUGGCGCCUCGCAUUAAAGUCAUGGCGCUUAAGGUGGCGGACCCAACGGGCGCCUUCUACGCCAGCAACGUCAUGGCAGCGUACGAUUACGCACUCCGCAUGGGGGCGCACGUCGUCAGCAACAGCUUUGGGCCAUUAAGACCGAAUUUCAAUCCCAACGAUUAUGAUAAGGCGGAUGACGCAAAGAAGUACCGGCUGUACGAGCGUGCCGUACAGCCGCUGGCUCAGAAGGGCGUGCUGCUUGUAGCCGCUGCCGGUAACGAGAACGGCAACCUGGACGAUUUACGCAAGGUGAACAUGAAUUACCUGCCUUGCACUUUAGAUCUCCCCAACGUGCUGUGUGUGGCUGCCAGCAGCCCCGACGGCCGCCUCUGGAGUGAAACGCAGUGGAAUCAACAAGUGGGAACAAACUAUGGCAAGAUGUCGGUGGACAUCGCGGCGCCGGGCUCGCGCAUCCUGAGUACACUUCCCGGUAACCGCUACGAUUUGAAGACCGGCAGCUCGAUGGCAACCCCGCUGGUCUCAGCCGCAGCCGCGCUGGUGCUGUCCGUGCUUGGCUCCUCUGAUGGCAACUACUUUCAGGCCUCCCGCGUGAAGACCAUCUUGCUUGAGACCGGCGACACGCGGCCUGGACUGGAGGUGGGCUCCCAAAGGACACUCAACGCGGCGCGGGCGGUGCAGUCCGCUGCGGCCCUCAGCAUCUCGGGCGCUUUCCUGUUGGCUCCAAUGAUUGUCAACGUGUCCGCCGUCAGCGGUGCACUAGUGCGAGCGUAUUCCGAGGAGUACUACCGCGUCAGCGCCACCGCGCGCGACACCCUCCAGGCGGCUCCCACGACAUCUUUGACGCCCUCCCCCGCGCUGAGCAUCGCCGGACUCACGCCCAUGGCAAUCGCCGCCAGGUCCGCCUCCUCUCAAUUCCGAGGCUUCAAAAUCGUGGGCAACGAUGUCGUGGUGGCGGUGCGCGCCAAGGUACUCUUAACGACCCGUGGGUCUUACACCCUCAACCUCUACACCACCGCGCCCCUGCCCCGUGUGUCAUUGACUCUGGGCCAGCGCCAAGUCUCCUGGAACGCCACCUCAACCCGCAAUAUGUAUCAGGCAGUCGUUAGCGUUAAUACGGUCCCAGGCUGGUACGAAUUCGAGCUCCUGUACGGCAAUGGUGGCAACGAGGGCAUCGACCUGAACUGGCUCCGUCCCGGUCAGACCGCGUACGGUCCCCUGCCUGAGGAUUGGAUCUUCACGGCGUCCAUGGCCCCGGCGACGCCGCUGCCGUACGUGCCGCGCGACUUGCCCUCCGCGACCAACUCCCCAGCGUCGGAAGUCGCCGUCAGCCCCGGCGGCUGGCAGGUGCUUUGGAGCACUAUGUCUCCGCCGCCGCCAGAUAGCGACAUCCCCAUCAAUAGCGUUGCUGAUCCGGCCGGGGCGCGUGUGUUUAACCCAACCUUCCUGGCGUCGCUUUCCAACCCCUUGCAGUACUUUCCGUACAGUGUGUUCGUCGAUGAGCUGAACUUCCUCAACAACGUGACGAUGGUGACGGCCCUGGCUGGCGGCGGCGUCGACCCGCGUCAGGCUGACGCCCGCGUGGUUUCGGCCGCCGCCAGCGGCCCGGUGUACGGCAUUGCGACUACGUACAUUCAAUCCCCCGUCGACGCGCCGCUGACAGUCGCAUUCCGCGUUACGUGUGUCCAAUGUUCGUUGUACAUUGACGGUGUUUUAUUCCACGAAACCAUCGACACGAGCAUCACCCCCGGGAGCGCCAACCCGCCCCCCGUCUCCACGCGCAUCACCCCUUGCAUCACCUUGGAUCCAGUACGGACAAACAACACCGUACGACCAGCCACACGGCCACGACACGCCCUGCAAGUCCGCUUUGCAGCGCGAACCCGCGUACCCGCGGCGGGUCUGCUCGUGCAGCAGGCCGCAUGUGUGCCGGGCCAGGCCCUACCAACAACUUUCGCCAACGUGCGCGACAUUGCGGCGCCGGGCCCCUGGUACCAGGCGGCUGGCGCAUCCGCGCCCAGCAGCCCCGGCUCCAUUCAGUGCGACAUGUGGGAUUACGAGGUCAUCGGCCAGGCGGGCUACAUGGGGCUGGGAUCGAUCCCGCGACCGGAGGACUUCCCCCCAGCGGCGCGCUUCCGGCUGCCCAACAGCCGCGCCUCCAUCACGCCGUGCAGUCCGUUCGGUGCAUUCUGCCCCGCACGCCUCAACUUUACGACCCGGCCUGCCGUGUUCCAGUCCUUGGGCUACGGCGAUACAAACCCCUACAGCAGCCAGAGCCGCGCACCAAACACGACCUCACUAGCGGGCAACUACCGACAGAUUCUGGCCGUUGAAUGGCACGGUGUGGGGGCCUGGACGCGGCUGCAACUUGUCGACGGCAGCGCCGCGCUGCCGCCAGACGGCUCUGCCGUCGUUAUUGACGGCUCCUUUUUCGCACCCGCGCCCUAA
This is a messenger RNA of Volvox carteri f. nagariensis, 3795 nucleotides long. RefSeq lists its product as uncharacterized. The transcript has 15 exons. Lineage: Eukaryota; Viridiplantae; Chlorophyta; Chlorophyceae; Chlamydomonadales; Volvocaceae. Bases 1 to 3795 code for a protein of 1264 amino acids. The record is from RefSeq and is a predicted model, not a curated record. Gene Ontology annotation, biological process: proteolysis. Gene Ontology annotation, molecular function: serine-type endopeptidase activity.